AACGACAGAUAAACAUUUUACAAAAACAAACAGUCACUCGUUUAGUUACCUAUUUAUUACUAUGACGUUUAAUCAUAUUAACUUAACAUUAUGUUGGGUUUUAUAUAAUUAAGUAGGUAUAUUGACUAUAUUGUAUAAUUACCGAUACCGAAUACAGUUUAUCCUCUAGGCAAGGCGGAAACAUUCUAUUGAUUAACUAAAGUGACUUAAAUAAAUGUUAGUAAUGAUGUAUGAAUGAAUUGUAUAAUUGUGAAAUUCUGUGGCAAAACAUACAAAUCAAUUAAGUAAAAUUCAUUACUCGAUUUAAUCGUUAUUACAAUAUUUAUUUUUAUAGCAUAAUGUCGAUUAUAACUAAAUCAUAUUCGGUACUUGGCAAAAGUUACCGAUUAACACCAGCACUAAAUAAUUACCGAAGAUACAGUAAAGAUAAGCAAAAUUUUGAUAUUGCUAUUAUUGGAGGGGGUAUAGUGGGCUCUGCGUCUGCCAGAGAACUAUUAAUUAGGCAUCCCACAUUGAAUAUUGCUCUCAUUGAAAAAGAAAAUCGAUUCGCAUUUCAUCAAAGUGGUAAUAAUAGUGGAGUAAUACAUGCUGGAAUCUACUAUAAACCUGGCUCGUUGAAAGCAAAGUUAUGUGUUGAAGGUCUUAACCUGUCAUAUAAAUAUUUAGACGAAAAGGGCAUUAAGUAUUCUAAAUGUGGUAAAUUGAUUGUUGCUACUGAAAGAUCUGAAGUUUCCCGUCUCCUAGAUUUAUAUGAACGUGGUCUUAAGAAUGGAGUGAAAGAUAUCAGAUUAUUAGAUUCAAAAGAAAUCAAGGAAUUAGAACCACAUUGUAAUGGUAUUCAAGCAUUAUGGUCACCUCAUACCGGUAUUGUUGAUUGGGGAGAAGUAACCAAUUCUUAUGUUCGUGAUUUUGUCCGCUCUGGUGGCAAAACAUAUUUAAAUUUUGAAGUUAAAAAAUUUAUAGAGUCUGAAAGUUCUGACUAUCCCGUAACAAUAACUGAUUCCAAACAAAAUACAAUACACGCAAAGUAUGUACUGACAUGCUGUGGUUUGCAAUCUGAUACUGUUGCAGUGUUAACUGGAUGCCCUGAAGAACCAAAAAUUAUACCUUUUAGAGGUGAAUAUUUAUAUUUAGUUCCUCAGAAAAGUCAUCUUACCAAGACUAAUAUAUAUCCCGUUCCGGACUCCAGAUUUCCAUUUUUGGGUGUUCAUUUAACACCAAGAAUAGAUGGUCGAGUUAUUGUAGGUCCUAAUGCAAUCUUAGCAUUUUGUAAAGAAGGUUAUAAAUGGGGUGAUGUGAAUAAGGAAGAGCUUAAACAAAUACUAAAAUUUUCCGGAUUCCGCAAAAUGGCCCUUAAAUAUGCUGGUUUUGGACUGAAAGAAAUGACUAGAUCAGUUUUGAUGCCAUUACAAGUUAUGCAAGUCCAGAAAUAUAUUCAAGGCAUAACAACAAGUGAUGUAGAGAGAGGACCUGCUGGUGUAAGAGCUCAAGCCAUGGGAAAAGAUGGUACUUUAAUAGAAGAUUUUGUUUUUGACUCCAAGCCCGGAUCUGGCGCUAUAGGCAGCAGAGUUUUACACUGUCGAAAUGCCCCAUCACCAGGUGCAACAUCUUCCUUGGCCAUUGCCAAAAUGAUAGCUGACAAGAUAAAAGAUGAAUUUAAACUAUAAUUAGUUAUUAAUGUGGCUUGUUGAUGUUUUACCACAAACAAAUUACUGUUAUGUUUAACAAUCCUGUUAAAAUGUUACAAUCUGCCAGACUGGUGGCUGGUGUUUUUGAAUUUCACAGAGUUAUUUAUUUAAGUGGUCUUAACAAGUUAAAUAAUACUUAAGACUAUGAUUACUUUAUGAUAAAUUAUUUUAACAAAUUCCAUGUAAGGUUUCCAUUAAAUUUCUGUUAUAUGUUUGCUUUAUCUGUUGUAUACAAUUUUAUUAUUUAUCUGUGCUUUUUAUACUGUGAUAAAGAACUAUUUUUAUACAAUUUUAUACCAUAUUGUAAUGGAAUGACUUGUGUUAAAUUGCAUAAUAUGCUUUACUAAAACAUAACUCUGCACUGGCACAAUAAUAAAUAUUUAUACUGAGAUUUUUUAAGAUGUUAAGUACAUU
This is a messenger RNA of Vanessa atalanta (red admiral), 2102 nucleotides long. RefSeq names its product L-2-hydroxyglutarate dehydrogenase, mitochondrial (gene L2HGDH). The record is from RefSeq and is a predicted model, not a curated record. Lineage: Eukaryota; Metazoa; Arthropoda; Insecta; Lepidoptera; Nymphalidae. Gene Ontology annotation, molecular function: (S)-2-hydroxy-acid oxidase activity; (S)-2-hydroxyglutarate dehydrogenase activity. The coding region runs from base 339 to 1667 and encodes 442 amino acids. The transcript is spliced from 4 exons.